Molecule: messenger RNA, 683 nt
Organism: Musca domestica (house fly)
Lineage: Eukaryota; Metazoa; Arthropoda; Insecta; Diptera; Muscidae
Exons: 2
Coding region: 82-567 (161 amino acids)
Biological process (GO): vacuolar proton-transporting V-type ATPase complex assembly
Cellular component (GO): extrinsic component of endoplasmic reticulum membrane
Source: RefSeq, a predicted model, not a curated record
GACUUCUUGUUGAUAUCGUGUAUUAUUUGGUGCAUUUUCCCCUUUUUAUCAAAUAAAGUAAAAUUAAAAAAAUAAUUAAAUAUGCCUAAUCAAGUAAGUGAUGUCAAUAAUUUAUUGGAUUCUUUAUAUUUGGAGCUGCUAGACUUAAUUGAACAACAUACCGAAUGUCGCAUUAACAUUGAACGGAUAAAUAAUGCCGGACAAUUGUUGCUAGCAAAGACACGAUACAAUCAAGGCUCUAAUUCAAUAAGUACGGCACAAAUACCAACCGAAAACAGUGAGGAUUUCAAAGCUCUCUGCAAUGUGGAAAAGGAGCUGGACAUUGAGAAUACAAUUGCCGGUGAGAAGAAACAUUUGAUAAGACACAAAGUGGAAAAGAGCCAAGGAUAUGUGGAACCACUGCACUGGUUUGCAGCACUGCCACCGACAACUCUACGCAAUGCUACUGAAUAUUUUAAGAAAUCCGUUGAGUUGGUUGUCCAAGGGGCGAAUAUACAAACCGAGUUGUUGGCCGUUAUGGAUAAAAUAGAACGGCUGAAACAGAUUAAGAAACAACUGGUGCUCUAAACACACAUUUACUUGAUAAGGCCUCGACGAUUUUUUUAUUAUUAACUUUACAUUUGAUUUCUAUUCAUCUUUGCAGUUAAACUUCAUUUUAAUUAAUUUUCCAAUGCCACAUUCAA